GUGAUGCUUUUCUUCACCCAGUGUUUUGGGGCUGUGUUAGAUCUCAUUCAUCUCAGGUUUCAGCACUACAAGGCGAAGAGGGUCUUCUCAGCUGCCGGGCAACUUGUGUGUGUUGUAAACCCAACGCGGAACCUAAAGUAUGUGUCCACCAGGUGUGCAGUCACACAGAGUACUCCAGAGUCAGCUGGCUUCCAUCCUCACCAUCAUAUCCACCACCACCACCGCCACCACCACCAACAACGCCACCAUCACCACCACCGCCAUCACUCCCUCCCUCACCACCUUCACCAUCAGGAGGCAGUGUUGCACGAGGCACCGCUUCCCCUCUGCAUCUGCCCUUUAUUCUCCUGUCAAUGGGAAGGCCAGCUGGAGGUGGUAUUGUCCCACCUGAGGCAAAGCCACAGAAUUGACAUCCUUCAGGGAGCAGAGAUAGUCUUCCUGGCCACGGACAUGAACCUCCCAGCACCAGCUGAUUGGAUCAUCAUGCACUCCUGCUUGGGUCAUCACUUCCUGCUGGUCCUGAGGAAGCAAGAGAAGUAUAAGGGCAACCCACAGUUCUUUGCCACCAUGAUGCUGAUUGGGACCCCAACUCAGGCUGACUGCUUCACCUACCGCCUGGAGCUCAAUAGGAACCAAAGGCGCCUCAAGUGGGAGGCCACCCCGAGAUCGGUCCUGGAGUGUGUGGACUCCAUCAUCACUGAUGGUGAUUGCCUGGUACUGAACACCUCCCUGGCCCAGCUCUUCUCUGACAAUGGCAGUCUGGCAAUUGGGAUUGCAAUCUCAGCAAGCAAGGUCCACACUCCUGAAGUUGAGAUCUAA
Vombatus ursinus (common wombat) is the source of this 819-nucleotide messenger RNA. RefSeq names its product siah E3 ubiquitin protein ligase family member 3 (gene SIAH3). Lineage: Eukaryota; Metazoa; Chordata; Mammalia; Diprotodontia; Vombatidae. The coding region runs from base 4 to 819 and encodes 271 amino acids. Gene Ontology annotation, molecular function: ubiquitin conjugating enzyme binding; ubiquitin protein ligase activity. The transcript has 2 exons. Gene Ontology annotation, biological process: proteasome-mediated ubiquitin-dependent protein catabolic process; multicellular organism development. Gene Ontology annotation, cellular component: cytoplasm. The record is from RefSeq and is a predicted model, not a curated record.